Messenger RNA from Didymodactylos carnosus, 570 nucleotides. NCBI's taxonomy places the organism in Eukaryota, Metazoa, Rotifera, Eurotatoria, Philodinida, Philodinidae. The record is from the annotation of a GenBank genome assembly.
AUGGAAGAAGUUAUACUAAAAUAUGGGGUACCACGAAAAAUAAUCACAGAUCAAGGUACACAUUUUAAAAAUGAAUUGAUGGAAAAAAUUGCAUUAUUAAUGGGAUUUAAACAUGCAUUCGCAACAACAUAUCAUCCACAAACGAACGGACAGGUGGAACGAUUUAAUGCAACAUUUUAUCCGCAGUUAGCAAAAUUACACGAUGACAAUCUUAAUAAUUGGGAUGAGUAUUUACCAGCGUGCAUAUUUGCAUAUAAUACUGGACUACACAGUACAACGGGCUAUUCGCCGUUUCAGUUAAUGUUUGCACGUGAACCUAUUUUGCCUUUUGAUUCACCAACAUCUACUAUUACAUUAACAAAGCCAAAUGAUUAUUGGACACAAAUCACUCAGCUAACGAAGGUUUACAGGAGAAUUCAUCAACAACAAUUGUCUAAACAACGCUAUGAUCAACAAAGAGCGGAUCCAACUUAUAAACCCGGCGAUCUGGUCUUCAUUAAACCGAUCUGGUCUUCAUUAAACAACUUGGGGGGAGGUGUUACGUCAUGGGACCUAAAACGUGACUACUGA